Molecule: messenger RNA, 4398 nt
Organism: Erigeron canadensis
Lineage: Eukaryota; Viridiplantae; Streptophyta; Magnoliopsida; Asterales; Asteraceae
Product: pleiotropic drug resistance protein 1-like
Exons: 22
Coding region: 1-4302 (1433 amino acids)
Cellular component (GO): membrane
Molecular function (GO): ATP binding; ABC-type transporter activity; ATP hydrolysis activity
Source: RefSeq, a predicted model, not a curated record
AUGGAUGGAAGUGACAUAUAUAAAGCUGCCAAUAGUAUAAGAUUAGGGAGUUUAAGAGCGGGUAGCACCCGAGCAGGAAGCUUACGAUCAGAAAGUACUUCAGUAUGGAGGAAUUCUGGCAUGGAUGUUUUUUCAAAGUCUUCCCAUCAAGAAGACGACGAAGAAGCACUUAAAUGGGCUUCUCUGGAAAAGCUGCCAACUUUCGAUCGUUUGAGAAAAGGUUUGCUUUUCGGGUCAACUGGACCGUCUAAUGAAGUUGACGUAGACAAUCUUGGAGUAGAUGAUAGAAGGCAUUUACUUGAUAGACUUGUUAAAAAUGCUGAUGAAGAUAAUGAAAGGUUUUUGUUGAAGUUCAGGGACAGAAUUGAUAGAGUUGGCAUUGAAAUGCCAACAAUUGAAGUUAGAUAUGAGCAUUUAACUUUGGAAGCAGAUGUCAAUACAGGAAGCCGAGCCUUGCCCAGUUUUAUAAACUUCUACAUUGAAGCUUUCGAGGGGUUCUUGAGUUUAUUCAAUCUACUUUCAAAUUCGAAAAAGCAUAUAACUAUCCUUGAUGAUGUUAGCGGAGUCAUUAAGCCUAAGAGAAUGACAUUACUUUUGGGUCCUCCAAGUUCCGGUAAGACAUCACUAUUGAAAGCCUUGGCCGGGACUCUUGCCAAGGAGCUUAAGAAAUCCGGUAAGGUAACGUAUAACGGGCAUGAGUUACAUGAGUUUGUGCCAGAAAGAACUGCUGCUUAUAUUAGUCAAAAUGAUGUCCAUAUCGGAGAAAUGACUGUUAGAGAGACACUGGCUUUCUCUGCAAGAUGUCAAGGCGUUGGAUCACGUUAUGAUAUGUUAGUUGAGUUAUCUAGAAGAGAAAAAGAGGCAAAUAUCAAGCCUGAUCCUGACAUUGAUAUCUUCAUGAAAGCUGCUUCAACCAAAGGUCAAGAAGCUAGCGUCGUCACAGAUUAUACUCUUAAGCUUUUGGGGUUAGACGUAUGUGCUGAUACCAUGGUAGGAGAUCAAAUGCUAAGGGGAGUUUCUGGAGGACAAAAGAAGCGUGUGACAACAGGUGAAAUGAUAGUGGGACCGUCAAAAGUUCUUCUUAUGGACGAAAUAUCAACAGGAUUGGAUAGUUCUACAACUUUUCAGAUUGUGAACUCACUUAAGCAAUUUGUUCACAUUCUCGAGUACACUACUGUCAUUUCACUCCUUCAGCCUGCACCAGAGACGUAUGAUUUAUUCGAUGACAUUAUACUCUUGACUGAUGGAAAGAUUGUAUAUCAAGGCCCGCGUGAAAACGUGCUUGAGUUUUUUGAAUCAACAGGGUUCAAGUGCCCUGAGAGGAAAGGUGUCGCUGACUUCUUGCAAGAAGUGACAUCAAAGAAAGAUCAGCAACAAUAUUGGACGAGAAGAGACGAGCCUUAUAGAUUCGUGACUGCUAAGGAAUUUGCAGACGCGUAUCAAUCAUUUCAUGUGGGAAGGAAAAUGGGGGAAGAUGUUGCCAUAGGAUAUGACAGAAGUCAAUGCCACCCCGCUGCUCUCACAACUGAAAAGUAUGGUUUAAGUAAGAAAGAAGUUUUGAAAGCUUGUACUGAUAGAGAAAUCUUGCUCAUGAAAAGAAACUCUUUUGUCUAUAUCUUCAAAUUGUUCCAACUAACAGUCAUGGCACUUAUUGCUAUGACGGUGUUUUUUCGAACUGAGAUGCAUAAAAGAAAUGGAGAAGAUGGAGGAUUGUACAAUGGAGCUGUUUUCUUUGGUGUGGUUAUGCUCAUGUUUAACGGGAUGUCUGAGAUUUCAAUGACGAUCGCAAAACUUCCUGUAUUUUACAAGCAAAGGAACUUCCUCUUUUUUCCCUCUUGGUCUUAUGCUAUUCCCUCGUGGAUCAUCAAGAUUCCUAUUUCAUUUCUUGAGGCUGCGGUUUGGACAAUCAUCACGUACUAUGUCAUAGGAUUUGAUCCUAACAUCUCAAGAUUCUUCAAAUACUACUUGAUACUGUUGCUAGUUAACCAGACGGCUUCUGGAUUGUUUCGGUUCAUUGGAGCGUUGGGUAGGAACAUGAUCGUUGCCAACACAUGUGGUUCAUUUGUACUUCUCUUAGUAUUUGCAUUGGGUGGUUUUGUCUUGAUACGAGAUGAUGUCAAGGCUUGGUGGAUAUGGGGAUACUGGACUUCUCCCAUGAUGUAUGCAAUGAAUGCGCUUGCUGUAAACGAGUUUCUUGGCCACACUUGGAGAUCGGUAAGUCCGAAUGGAACAACGUUGGGGAAGCAAAUAAUUACAGGCAGAGGGUUCUUUGCAGAAGCUUACUGGUAUUGGAUUGCAGUUGCGGCCUUAUUUGGAUUUAUUUUCGUCUACAACUUUUGUUAUGCUUUGUCUCUUGCCUUCCUAGAUACUUUUGAAAAAACUCAGGCAAAUGUACCAGCCGAUGAUGCAACUGAUGCGGGCAUGGAAUUAUCAUCUAUGAAUAAGGAAGAUAGCAGCAGUCAAAACAAGAAGAAAGGGAUGAUCCUUCCAUUUGAACCACAUUGCAUUACCUUUGACGAUGUCAAAUACUCUGUUGAUAUGCCACAGGAAAUGAAAGACCAAGGGGUGGGUGAAGACAGAUUGCUGCUACUUAAGGGCGUUAGUGGAGCUUUCAGACCUGGUGUUCUAACUGCUUUAAUGGGAGUUAGUGGUGCUGGAAAGACUACUCUUAUGGACGUGCUAGCGGGUCGGAAAACUGGUGGGUAUAUUGAGGGUGAUAUCAAGAUUUCCGGGUAUCCAAAGAAACAGGAAACGUUUGCUCGGAUUUCUGGUUACUGUGAGCAAAACGACAUUCAUUCGCCUCAGGUUACAGUUUAUGAGUCAUUGCUUUACUCGGCCUGGCUCAGGUUAGCGUCAGAUGUUGACGAACAAAAACGAAAGAUGUUUGUUGAUGAGGUUAUGGAACUAGUGGAACUAAACCCACUUAAGGAUGCAUUAGUUGGAUUACCUGGUGUCAACGGUCUAUCAACAGAACAGCGAAAGAGGUUAACCAUAGCAGUUGAGCUCGUUGCUAAUCCUUCCAUUAUAUUUAUGGAUGAACCAACAUCUGGGUUAGAUGCUAGAGCUGCAGCUAUUGUGAUGAGAACCGUUAGGAACACAGUGGACACCGGAAGAACAGUUGUAUGCACCAUUCAUCAACCAAGCAUCGAUAUUUUUGAAGCUUUUGAUGAGCUGUUCUUGAUGAAAAGAGGGGGACAAGAACUGUAUGUUGGACCAGUAGGUCGUCAUUCUUGCCAUAUAAUUGACUACUUCCAGGCUAUCGAUGGGAUAAGUAAGAUUAAAGACAGAUAUAACCCUGCAACCUGGAUGUUGGAAGUCAGUACUUCAGCACAAGAAGUCACUCUCGGGGUUGACUUCACAACAAUUUACAGGAAUUCUGAGCUUUACAAGAGAAAUAAGGCCAUGAUAGCGGAAUUAAAUGUACCACGUCCGGGGUCAAAAGAUCUGUUCUACCCAACUCAGUACUCACAGUCCUUCAUGGUUCAAUGCAUUGCAUGUCUAUGGAAACAACGUUACUCAUACUGGAGAAACCCACCUUACACCGCCGUACGUUUUAUCUUCACCGCCUUCAUUGGAGUCAUCUUCGGUACAAUGUUUUGGGAUCUUGGCAGUAAAAGGACAACCCAACAAGAUCUGGUAAACGCGAUGGGGUCCAUGUAUGCUGCAGUUCUUUUCUUAUCAAUCCAAAACGCAUCAGCUGUUCAACCAGUUGUAGAUAUUGAGCGAACCGUAUUUUACAGAGAAAGAGCUGCCGGAAUGUAUUCUGCUUUGGCAUAUGCUUUUGCCCAGGUUGUGGUGGAAAUUCCAUACGUGUUGACACAAACAGGAGUAUAUAGUGCGAUAGUGUACUCUAUGAUCGGAUUUGAGUGGACUGUUGCUAAAUUCUGCUGGUAUUUAUACUACCAGUUCACUUGUCUCCUUUACAUGACCUACUACGGUAUGAUGACCGUUGCUAUCACUCCCAACGCCAACAUUGCCGCAAUCAUUGCAGCCUCAUUCUAUGGGAUUUUCAAUAUCUUUUCGGGAUUCAUCAUUCCACGACCUAGCGUUCCUGUUUGGUGGAGAUGGUACUGCUGGGGAAACCCUAUGGCAUGGACUAUUUAUGGCAUGGUUGUUUCACAGUUUGGAGACUACGACGACGAACUUACAAACGGUGAAACUGUUAAAGGUUACUUGGACCGAUAUUUUGGUUACAAACAUAGUUUUCUUGGAGCUAUUGCCGGAGUGCACAUUGGAUUAAUAUUGUUUUUCGCGUUCAUCUUUGCUUACUGCAUUCGAUCCUUCAACUUCCAAAAGAGAUAGUUUUCUUUUUCCUUUUUUUUUUUUUGUAAUUUUGGACGAUAAAAAUUACAUCAUAUUGUACAAGUACUUGUAUUAAAGUUUGAUUUGUAUUACAGC